ACAUGUACAAUGCAAGUCACACAGGCGCACACGUACGCACAAACAAUUGGACCCUCUCCAAGCGUAAACAGAGCCGAAUGAAAACAACCGCCUGUUGUACUUUGGACUCAUGAUGUCGUCAGAGUCAGGUGACAAAGAGUCACCAUAAGGGCAAAGCGGCUGGUCGAGGAACUCUGGCAGAAAAGUCGGGUUCUGUUACAAAAUCGAAGACUUAGGUUCCAAGAAUGAGUUAUCCACAGCAGCCCAGUGCCCCUGCAUACCCACCCCCGGGAGCCUAUCCACCCCCGGGAGCUUAUCCACCACCACAGGCGGGCUACCAGCAGGCGCCCCCGCCAUACCAAGGUGGCCCUCCCGGUCAGGGUCCUGCCCCACCAUACGGCACAGUCUACGCCACACAGCCGCCAGUCGUACAUCAGAAAACAGUGUACGUGUAUGACCAGGACGCUGCCCGGCGUGAGCGGGAGGCCCAGGCGGCGGAGGACUGCGCCAUGUGCGCCCUGUGUAUGGCCUGUCUGUGCUGCUGUCUGGCGAACAACUGACACCAAUGGAGAUGAAACACGUUUACUGGCGUAUAUGAUCAAAUGUAGUAAAGCAGAUGUAGUGCAUAUACAGAAAUUAAAUACUCUGAGAUAAAGGAGUCAAAUGUUGAAAUGUCAUAGUGACAAAUACAACCAAAUUUCUAUGCAGCAAGUUGCUACUCAUUACAUUGUAUCAAUGAUGGCAAGGAUGUUAAGCUCUUUUAAGCUCCUUGAUGAUGGUAAAUAUUCCUCCGUGCAGUUAAAGCUAUACGUAACGAGUCUAGUUUGACACAACCUGUGUACACCAUGUUUCUUCCUGUAUGAAUGCAAAUCAUUCUAUGUACAAUAUCAAAAUUUAUCUUGAACUUAAACCCGAUGACAUUUCAUUGUGGUUAUCAUAUGAGCAUAAUUGUCAUACGAACAAAAUAGAUAAGCAGGGUUUUCAUGAAAUUUUCUGUGUAUGUAACAAUUAUCUUAAGCCGUUGAAUAAAUGGCAAAAAGUUAUAUU
This is a messenger RNA of Branchiostoma floridae (Florida lancelet), 1026 nucleotides long. RefSeq names its product cysteine-rich and transmembrane domain-containing protein 1-like. The record is from RefSeq and is a predicted model, not a curated record. Lineage: Eukaryota; Metazoa; Chordata; Leptocardii; Amphioxiformes; Branchiostomatidae. Bases 225 to 539 code for a protein of 104 amino acids. The transcript is spliced from 3 exons.